UCAGCCGUGAAGAGUGUGUUCAGGCGGAGCGGAGCCCGUUCCUGGCUGUCGCCGGGGGCCUCCGUUCGUGCAGGCAUUGCGCAGUAGGGAAUAUCGUUUUGCGCUGCCGGCAGGCGGCGGCAGGGCGCGUGCGCGGGGCGGAGACGGGAACCGGCACCGCCGCCAUUUGCCUCUGAAGGGACGGCGAGGCCUCCGGCGGCUGAUCAUGGCCGUCAGCCUGGACAAGGAGGCGUAUUACCGGCGGCUGAAACGGCUGUACAGCCACUGGAAGAAAGGAGAAGAUGAAUAUGGAAAAGUGGAUGCCAUCGUGGUGGCUGUGGGUGUGGACGAGGAGAUUGUGUAUGCAAAGUCCACUGCCUUACAGACCUGGCUGCUGGGCUACGAGCUGACGGACACCAUCAUGGUUUUCUGUGAGGAGCGCAUCAUCUUCAUGGCCAGCAAGAAGAAGGUGGAGUUCCUCAAGCAGGUGGCCAACACCAAGGGCAGUGAGAAUGCCAAUGGAUUGCCUGCCGUCACACUGCUGGUCCGGGAGAAGAAUGAGAGCAACAAAUCAAACUUUGAUAAGAUGAUCGAGGCCAUCAGGAGCAGCAAGGGCGGGAAGGUGAUUGGAGUAUUCAGCAAGGACAAGUUCCCUGGCGACUUCAUGAAGAGCUGGAACGACGCCCUCAACAAGGAAGGACUGGAGAAGGCGGACAUGAGCGCUUCAGUUGCCUACACUCUGGCGGUGAAGGAAGACGUGGAGCUCAACGCCAUGAAGAAAGCGGCUUCCAUCACCUCUGAGGUCUUCAACAAGUUCUUCAAGGAGCGGGUGAUGGAGAUUGUGGAUGCUGAUGAGAAAGUGCGCCACAGCAAGCUGGCAGAAUCGGUGGAGAAGGCCAUCGAGGAGAAGAAGUAUCUGGCAGGUGCGGACCCUUCCACUGUGGAGAUGUGCUACCCCCCCAUCAUCCAGAGUGGAGGCAACUACAACCUGAAGUUCAGCGUGGUCAGUGACAAGAACCACAUGCACUUUGGAGCCAUCACGUGUGCCAUGGGCAUCCGCUACAAGUCCUACUGCUCCAACAUUGUCCGCACGCUGAUGGUAGACCCUCCCCAAGAGAUGCAGGACAACUACAACUUCCUGCUGGAGGUGGAGGACGAGCUGCUGAAGGAGAUGAAGAAUGGUGCCAGGAUCGCUGACGUCUACCAGAACGUCAUGGCCUUUGUGAAGCAGGAGAAACCCGAGCUGUUGACGAAGAUCACCAAGAACCUGGGAUUCGCAAUGGGUAUUGAAUUCCGUGAGGGAUCGCUGGUCAUCAAUGGCAAGAACCAGUAUCGGCUCAAGAAAGGCAUGGUGUUCAGCGUCAAUGUGGGAUUCUCACCCAUGGAAAACCAGGAGGGCCGAACCAAUGAGGCCAAGAACUAUGCCCUCUUCAUCGGGGAUACAGUACAGAUCAAUGAGGACGGAGCUGCGUCUGUCAUCACCAGCGUCAAGAAGAAGAUCAAAAACAUCGGCAUCUUUCUCAAGAACGAAGACGAGGAGGAAGAUGACGAAGUGAAGGAUGAGGCUGAAGAUUUACUGGGCCGUGGAGGGAAAGCCAAUCUGCUGACCGAGAGGACCAGGAACGAAAUGACUUCAGAGGAGAAACGACGGACCCACCAGCGGGAACUUGCUCACCAGCUCAACGAGGAAGCCAAGAGGAGGCUGACAGAAAACAAGGGUGAACAGCAGGCACAGAAAGCACGGAAGUCCCGGGACUCAUACAAGAACCCCUCCCAGAUGCCGAAGGAGGCAGACAUCCGUGACAUGAAGAUCUACAUCGACAAGAAGUAUGAGACGGUCAUCCUGCCCGUCUUCGGCGUGGCCACCCCCUUCCACAUCGCCACCAUCAAGAACAUCAGUACUUCAGUGGAAGGCGAUUACACUUACCUGAGAAUUAACUUCUACUGCCCUGGCAGUGCACUGGGACGCAAUGAGGGCAACCUCUUCCCCAAUCCAGAGGCCACCUUCGUCAAGGAGAUCACCUACCGUGCCUCCAAUCUGAAGACGCCGGGUGAGCAAGCGGUGCCCGCCACCAACCUGCAGAACGCCUUCCGCAUCAUCAAGGAGGUGCAGAAACGGUACAAAACACGCGAGGCUGAGGAGAAGGAGAAAGAGGGUAUCGUGAAACAAGACUCGCUGGUCAUCAACCUGAACCGCAGCAACCCCAAGCUCAAGGACCUGUACAUCAGGCCCAACAUCGCCCAGAAGAGGAUGCAGGGAUCUCUGGAGGCUCACGUCAAUGGGUUUCGCUUUACUUCUGUGCGUGGUGACAAGGUGGACAUCCUGUACAACAACAUCAAGCACUCCAUCUUCCAGCCCUGUGACGGCGAGAUGAUCAUCGUGCUGCACUUCCACCUCAAGAACGCCAUCAUGUUCGGGAAGAGACGGCACACCGAUGUGCAGUUCUACACAGAGGUUGGAGAGAUCACCACAGACCUGGGCAAACACCAACACAUGCACGACCGCGAUGACCUUUACGCUGAGCAGCUGGAGCGAGAGAUGAGGCACAAGCUGAAGACGGCCUUCAAGAACUUCAUCGAGAAGGUGGAGGCACUGACCAAAGAGGAGCUGGAAUUUGAGGUCCCCUUCCGCGACCUAGGGUUUAACGGAGCCCCCUACAGGAGUACGUGUAUGCUGCAGCCCACCAGUAGUUCCCUGGUCAACGUAACGGAAUGGCCUCCGUUCGUGGUGACAUUGGAUGAGGUGGAGCUGGUUCAUUUUGAGAGGGUGCAGUUCCACCUGAAGAACUUUGACAUGGUGAUCGUCUACAAGGAUUACAGCAAGAAAGUCACUAUGAUCAACGCCAUCCCCGUCGCCUCUCUCGACCCCAUUAAGGAAUGGCUGAACUCAUGUGACCUGAAGUACACUGAGGGCGUCCAGUCCCUCAACUGGACCAAGAUCAUGAAGACAAUCGUGGAUGAUCCAGAGGGCUUCUUUGAGCAGGGGGGCUGGUCGUUCUUGGAGCCAGAGGGAGAGGGCAGUGAGGCCGAGAGUCAGGACUCGGAGUCAGAGCUCGAGGACGAAACCUUUAACCCCUCGGAAGACGACGAUGAGGCGGAAGAUGAGGACAGCGAUGAGGAUUACUCCUCAGAGACCGAGGAGUCUGUGAGUGAGGAGUCUCUGGGCAGCGAGGAGAGCGGCAAAGACUGGGAUGAGUUAGAAGAGGAAGCUCGACGAGCGGACCGGGAAUUCCGUGACGAAGAAGAUGAUACCCGCAGCCGGAAGCGGAAGGGUUCCACUACCACCAUGGGAAACAGGAAACGGAGGCGGAAGUGAUCUGUACCCCCACCCUCUCCCCAACCUCCCUCCCUGUCCACCUACCUAUUCUCUGUUAAUAUGCCAUGGACCAAUUUCAAAUGUGACAAUUUAUAGAAAUGUGUUGGGAGAGGUCUCUCUCCCCCUCCCCUCCCCCUCUCACCCCUCCCUCCCCCAUUAAUACCCCCCCCGUUGGUUAGAGUAGCUCUCCCCCUCGGAGUGUGGGGUGGGGGGUGCUUGGGCACUGUCCUUCCUGACCUGUGUGUAUGUGUGUGUGCACGCGCGCCUCGUGUCUGUCCCCCCCGGGUGUGUGGCCCUGUGGAGGGGGUUGUGUGUGUGCACUGCCUGUGUCCCCAGCACCCUCUCUCCCACCUCAGUGGUUGGGGUGGGAGAACUCAGUUGGCUGGCUGGUGGGGUGAGGGCGUCUGCCGUCUGGAACAGGAGUGUAUCUGCAGAGAGUCCUGUCUGGGUGAGGUAUCCUCAUAGAACCAGCCACUCCAGUAUUACCCGGACCAGACACCUUACCCUGUCUGAGCCGGAAGGGCAGCAUCUUGCUCUGCCACCCCCAAACCCCCACCAUCCAGGCAAGUUGGUUCGUUCACGCCUACAUGGGAGAGGCCAGUGGCAUCUGGUUGUGGGGGGGGCAGCACCGUCCAGCUCUUGUCUUUGUGACCUGGCGUCCGGGUCCCGCCAGGCCAGGCGAGACGGUGUCUGCAUGCUGCCAGGUGAGAUGCACCUGGGAGUGGCGUCUAGGUUCUGUCAGACGAUGCUAUCUGGGUUCUGUCAGAGGAGACAGUAUCUUCUGAAUCGCGGCUCCUUCCCCUAUUUUUUUUUUUAUUUUUCAUUUUGAUUGUUGUGAGUUUUUUUCUCAUUAAAGUACAAUUUAUAUAAAACAGA
Hypanus sabinus (Atlantic stingray) is the source of this 4171-nucleotide messenger RNA. It is a transcript of the gene supt16h, whose product is annotated as SPT16 homolog, facilitates chromatin remodeling subunit. Gene Ontology annotation, cellular component: FACT complex. Gene Ontology annotation, molecular function: nucleosome binding. Gene Ontology annotation, biological process: positive regulation of transcription elongation by RNA polymerase II; transcription elongation by RNA polymerase II. Bases 206 to 3295 code for a protein of 1029 amino acids. The record is from RefSeq and is a predicted model, not a curated record. The transcript has 26 exons. NCBI's taxonomy places the organism in Eukaryota, Metazoa, Chordata, Chondrichthyes, Myliobatiformes, Dasyatidae.